AUGCAAAUCAUUCAGAACUCGGCUGCCUGGAUCAUCACCUGCACCAAAUCAUCUGACCACAUGACCCCUCUUCUCAUCCAACUUCACUGGUUUCCUGUACAAUACCGCAUCCACUACAAAAACUCUCUCUUCACCUACAAAGCUCUCCACAAUCUAGCCCCCACUUACCUCUGUGACCUCCUUCAAGAAUGCACCCUCUGCUCAACCUCUGCUGGACUCCUCACCAUCCCCACCUCAUGGCUCAGACGAGUGUUUUAUUUUUCUAUUGUUGUUUUAUGUUACAGAGAGAACCUGGAGAAGGCCUUGUGCCAAUACGUCAGCAAUACUCUCAGCCACAUUGACACAGUGAGAGGAUUCUGUGAGAGGCUCCCUGAAUGGAUGGAUGCAAGGAAGAGAGAGUUGACAAGACUUAAAAAAGACAUCAGCCAACUAAAUUUGACUGCUGUGCUGAAAGACAUUCUGAGGGGUCUGAAGAAGCUCGACUGCUUCCUGGAUGCAGUGGAGAAACUGGUGGUCACCUCGCUUCAUGUGUUCAUGAAGGAGAACCAGGUGUUACAUCUGCCAGAAGGGAUCAGCCCUGAACAUGUUCAGGUUGUCAUCAUUGCUGCACGGCUAAUCUGCCCUCUCCUCCUUCAAUUUAAAAGAGAUGCAAGUGUCUUCUUCCUUCCCAAACUGCAGAAUGUGGAAGUGCUGUCAUAUCAGCUGGACAGAUACAUUCAGACCACCAAGACAAUCUGCAAGAAGUUAGAGAAAAGCUUCCUCAGUGACUUUCGCCUGAAGAGGAACACAGAAACUGUGGUAGACCUCAAUGCACAUUUGUGUGAAGAUGACAUAGAGCGGAUGCUUUGUCACAUUAAUCAGCUUGAUAGAAUCAGGAUGGACCAGCACUUCAGGACAAACUUCUUGUUCCAGGAAGUAUCAUGUUGUCGCUUCAUCGAUGAGUUCACCAAGCGACAACCCCGGAUGCUGAAGUUUCUUAAAGACCUGGAGGAGAACGCUGUUCAGCUGGACAGCAUGAAUAAGGGGGCAAAGAUCUCCAGUGUGGUAGGCAGCUCAGUGGGUGCAGUUGGAGGUGUGCUUUCCAUCAUUGGUUUGGCAUUAAUUCCUGUAACAGCCGGAGUGUCUCUAGGUCUGAUAAUAGGUGGGACAGCACUGGGAAUAACCAGCGGAGUCAACAGUGUUGUUACCACCGCCACAGAGCUUGUGGUAAACCAUAAACAUCAAAAGGAAGCUGGUGAAGUCUUCCAGAGGUUUAUGGAGGAUGUGCAGAGUCUCCAGGAUUGUCUGGAGGAGGUGUCUGCUCAACCAGCUGCUAACAUUCCAUUGAAUGUACAAUAUCUCAAGGUUCUCAGUUUGUUGAGUAAACCUGUGUCAGUUAGACGCAGUAUUGGCUCACUUGUUACAGAUGUCUCAGCUUUACAGACAUUAAAAAAAAGUAAAGAGCAGGCUAUGAGGGCUGGCUUAGUGGCGGUGCAGGAAGGACAAGCAUUACGUAAUGUGCCCAGGGUGGCUUCAGAAAUCCCAGAUAUUGGACAGGCAACUGUCAAAGGGUCUCUUGCCCUCUCCAAGUCAGCCAGGGCUGGUCUCAUUGGGCUCAAUGCUCUCUUCCUCGGCAUGGAUAUUGUCUUCAUCUGUAAAGACAGUAUCAGUCUGGCCAAAGGCAGUGAGACCGAAGUCUCACAGUUCAUCAGAGCCAGAGCUGCUCUUUGGAGCUCAGAGAUGGACUCAUGGCAGAAGAUCCAUGUCUCACUGUGCAAAGGUCUGCAGCCAUCAGAGAAAAACAAAGCUAUCCUGGAGAUGCCAUAUUAUCCAGAGAGGGAGGUGAAGACAGAAAGAGAGACAAUUGCAAUAGUCCAAUCUGGAAGUGAUGAAUGCGUGGAUGAAAAGGAGAAGGAUGGACAGAGACAUGCAAUGUUUCUGAGAUGGAAGAAGGCUCUUUUGGUGAUGUGUUUGAUAUGUUGGUCAAGGGAGAGGGUUUGA
Molecule: messenger RNA, 1980 nt
Organism: Epinephelus lanceolatus (giant grouper)
Lineage: Eukaryota; Metazoa; Chordata; Actinopteri; Perciformes; Serranidae
Source: RefSeq, a predicted model, not a curated record